CUUGCCUGGCCUGGGCAGCUGCAAAGAUGUGGGUGGGGGGGCCGAGUCUCAUCUUUUUUCACCAGAAUGGAUGUCUUGGUAAGGUCGGGUCCCAAGGAUGCAUUUCCAAUCCCACCCCCAAUGCUGGGCCGGGUAAUCUACAAGACUAAAGGCCUUCCCCCGUGCUCCUCCUCCUCUUCAGACACCUUCUCCCUCCUCACCCCGUUCACCCAACGCGCCAUCAUUGCGUCUCCGUGACGACACCAACUUCCGCUCUCGCCACCCCACGACUCCUCCUCCUCUACCUCCACCACCACUCUUCACCCACCUCCCCCCUCCCCAUCUCCCCCCCAAAAUGCUCUCCAUUCACGCCCAAACCGCGGAGCCCCUUCCCCAAUACAUCGCCCGCAAAACCCAGAAAUUCCUGCACCCCCACCUCCCCUCCGUCAAACGCACCAUCUACGAAGCAGGCCGCACCACCCGCUCCACCGCAAACAGCACCGCGCCCUUCUUCCGCCUCCCCACCGAGCUCCGCAACGCAAUCUACCUGCAACUCCUGCCCAGAAACCGCGAAGUGAAGCGCUCCCGGCACCCGCGCGCCCAGCCCCGCCUGCCCGCCCUGCUACAAGUCUGCCAGCAAAUGCGCGCCGAAACGUACCCCAUCUUCUUCGCGGCCAACAGCGUCUUCAUGACGCUGCAGCACCUCACCCAACACCCCCGCAGUCCUCUCCUCAUGCGCUCGACCCUCAACCUCCUCCCCGACAAGCCCGGCACAGACCUGUGGCGCAGCGUGCGCAUAGAGUGCUCCUCCCGCUGCUUCCACGCCGACGGCUUCGCCGUCCUCUCCAAUAUCGACAUUUUCAUUGAUCGCGCGGCGCAGACUAUUCGCUGUCAGCCGCGCGCUGCUGCGCACUACUUGCGUCCCUGCUGUCAGCGCGCGCAGAAGGAGUUUGGCGCGAAGUUGUUGAAGGAGUUGCAGGCGAGGGAGUUCCAUAUUGGGCGGAAACGGUUGCGGAAGGAGGAUUUUGUGCGGUUGGCCAAACGCAUGGACGAGAGUAGGGGCGAUUGGCCCAAGAGUGGGAAGAGGGUGAUUCCCCAGCGAUUCGUACGGUUAUGAUGGUGAUGAUGACGGUGGAGUGACGAGCAACGCAUGGUUUAUGACAUUUACCUCGAAACGAUAGAAUACAAGGCAGGAAACGGGCGGAACAAAAGUAUCCAGCAUUUCAAGGAGCACGAGAGAAAGAAAAGAGAGCCGGAUUUUAUGCACUUCAUCAGAGUUAUAAAACGGGAGAGAAAAGGAACGCCUCGCUGGCCCCAAACCAAUAACCACAAAUACUUCCAACUCGCCAACCUUCUAACGCCCUGCCGUGAAAAUCGUACACACACACACACACACACACACACACACACA
Molecule: messenger RNA, 1390 nt
Organism: Neohortaea acidophila
Lineage: Eukaryota; Fungi; Ascomycota; Dothideomycetes; Mycosphaerellales; Teratosphaeriaceae
Exons: 1
Coding region: 335-1096 (253 amino acids)
Source: RefSeq, a predicted model, not a curated record